Molecule: messenger RNA, 801 nt
Organism: Mycena citricolor
Lineage: Eukaryota; Fungi; Basidiomycota; Agaricomycetes; Agaricales; Mycenaceae
Source: the annotation of a GenBank genome assembly
AUGGGCGUGAUGGAUCACGCUGAGGCAGCGAAGCUGGAGUACGACACGGACGUGGUCUCGUAUGCGGAGCCGGACGAUUUCUUCUACCGCACGCACGAUCCUCCUACGAUCGAUCGGCAGGGCGGGGAUAUGGGCACGCAGUACCGAUCUGCGAUCUUCACGACGACACCGGACCAGCAGACGGAUGCGCAGCGCGUCAUGGAGGAGGUGCAAGCGAAGCAUUUCACGCGCAAGGGCUUGAAGAUAGUCAUGCAGAUCUUACCAGCCGGUCCGUGGUGGGACGCCGAGGACUACCACCAGCUACCCCGGACCAAGCGCGGACACUGCGCCGAUUCCGGUAACCGCGCCAAGGGAGAACGUGUGGGCAAACUUCGACCGGGAGGACUAAUGACUCAGAAUAUACCUGGUUUGAUUGCGUUCCUUGUCUCGUCGUUUAUCUUUGGCGACGCGUUCGGCAUGGUUAGUUCGUCGUCGGACAACGUGAAGGUCUCCACCGACUCGCGUGCCUCGCUGUACAACUCCCAGACUGCCGCGAGCAAAGAGUCGGAGGCCGAAGACGCGUCCCUGACGGAUCUCGCGCUCAAGCACCCGUGGUUCCUGCGCAUCCUGUUUGCAAAGCACAAGGUCCUGAAGAACUUCGAGGGCUACGUCGACCGCAUGGCGGACGACAUCCUGAACGGCUACGAGAAGCAAGACACCUGCAUGAUGAGCUCGCUGAUCAGCUCGCUCGCUAGGCAUCCUGCGGGGGAGUUCCGGUCGUCGAACGCGGAGGUUUUGUCUCAGGGGCGCGUUGAGAUGUGA